This is a messenger RNA of Entamoeba dispar SAW760, 2676 nucleotides long. Its product is annotated as DNA mismatch repair protein pms2, putative. The record is from RefSeq and is a predicted model, not a curated record. Bases 1 to 2676 code for a protein of 891 amino acids. Gene Ontology annotation, biological process: mismatch repair. Lineage: Eukaryota; Evosea; Mastigamoebida; Endamoebidae. The transcript has a single exon. Gene Ontology annotation, cellular component: MutLalpha complex. Gene Ontology annotation, molecular function: ATP-dependent DNA damage sensor activity; ATP binding; ATP hydrolysis activity.
AUGACUACAAUUCAUAUUAUGAAUGAAGAAAUAAUUCAAAAAUUAAGUUCAGGAUGUGUUGUUAUUGAUUGUGAAAGUGUUAUUAAAGAAUUAGUUGAAAAUGCAAUAGAUUCAGGAGCUACAAUAAUUAAUAUAAAAUUAAAUAAUUAUGGUCUUGAUAGUAUUAUUGUAGAAGAUAAUGGGAGUGGAAUUAAUGAAGAAAAUAUGGAAUUAUUAGGAAAAAGACAUUGUACAUCAAAAAUUAAUAAUAUAGAAGAACUUACUAAAGUUAAUACAUAUGGAUUUAGAGGAGAAGCAUUAUAUUGUAUAUCAAAUAUGGGAGAAGUUGAAAUAAUUAGUAGUGAAGGAAAAGAAAUUGGAAAUUCAAUUCAAUUAACAACAAGAAUUAAAAAAAGAGUUACAAGAAAACAAGGAACAACAAUUAUAGUUAAAAAAUUAUUUAUGAAUAAUAAAAUAAGAAGAGAAGAAUUUAUGAGAAAUAAAAAUAAAGAAUUAAGUAAAAUAAUAACAUUAAUUCAAAAUUAUGCAUUAAUGUUAAUUAAUAUUAAAAUAAUUCUUAUUCAUCAAUUUAAAAAAUCAAAUAAUAUUUUACUUCAAAGUAAUGGUAAAUCAUUAAAAGAAAAUUUAUAUAAUUUAUUUAAAAUAGAUGCAAAAGAUGUUACUAUUCCUAUUGAAAUUGAAGAAAAUGGAAUUAAAAUUUCAGGAAUUGUAUCUAAUUUUAUAGAUAAAGGAAGAACUAAUAAUGAUAGAAUUUUUUUAUUUGUAAAUAAAAGACCAAUUGAACAUAAAAAAUUACAACAAAUUAUUAUACAACAAUGGAGAUCAUUAGGUAUUUCAUUUAAAAGAAAAUAUCCUACUGUAAUUUUAAAUAUUUUAGUUGAUGAAUAUGAUCCUAAUGUAUCUCCUGAUAAAAGAAAAGUAUUUUUUAUAAAUGAAGAUAAUGUUCUUAAAUUAAUGGAAAAAUGUAUUAGUUCAGUUUGGUCAACUGAAUUAUUAGAACAAAAUAUUCCAACUAUUAAUAAUGAUAUUUCUUAUUCUACUUCAAGUAUUAUUGAAAAUACUUCUCCAAUUAAAUCAUUUAAUAUUUCUUUCUUACCUCAAUCAACUCAAAAUUUAAUAAAUCAAAGAAAACAAAAAAUAAUUUCACAAAAUAUUUUUGAUAAAGAAGAUAUUAAUAAUAAUCAAAUUGUUAAUGAAAAACAAAAAGAAAAACCUUUAAUAACUAUUCAUCAAUUAAAAAAUGAAAAUGAAAGUAUAGAAGAUGAAAUUAUAUCUUCUUCUAUCAUUAAUACUAAUAUUUUACAACAAAAAAAAAAUAUUCAAAAUAAUAUAAAUGAAAAUCAAAAUGAAAUUUCAGAAAUUGAAAAUAAAGAAGAUGAUAAUGAUGAAUGGGAUGAUAUUUUAAAAGAUGAAAGUUCAUUAGAAAACUCAUUACAAAAAAUUAGAAACUUUUCAUCUAAAUUAAAUGAAAAAAAAAAUUCAGAAGAAAAAGAAUUAGAUGAAAGAAAAGUUAUAUUAAAAGAAGAAAAAGAUGAUUAUAAAAAGAUUAAAGAAAAAGGAAUUAAUGAAGAAGAAUAUGAAAUAGAAAAAAAAGAAAUUAAAGAAAUUGAAGAAAAGAAAAAAAAUCUUAUUAGACAAAAAACAGAAGAAAGAAUGAAUAAAAUUAAUAAUACUAUUAUAAUUUCAGAAAAAAUUAAUGAAGAAAUAGAAAAAGAAAAUAAUUUAAAAAAACAAAUAAAAAAAGAUGAUGAUAAAAAAAUAAUAAAUAUAAGAAAUAAAAAAUUAAAUAAAAAAGAACAAGAAGAAAUAAAAGAAAAUAAAGAAUUAAAUUAUAAAGAAUCAACAUCAAUUUCAGAAGAAUUUAAUGAAAAAAUUUUAGAAGAAGAAGAAAAAGAAAAUAAAGAAAAUAAAGAAGAAAAUAUAAAAAUUAAUAUAGCUAGUAAUAAAUUAAUUAUUGAACCAAUUGAAUUAAAAAGAAUUGUAGAACAUAUGAUUUUAUGUCAUAAAGAUUAUCCAAUAUGUCAACCAGAAAGAACAGAAGAAGAUAUAUUAAAAAUACCAAGAAAAAUGAAAAAAACAACACUUGAAGAAAUUGAAAUUAUUGGACAAUUUAAUAAAGGAUUUAUUAUUGGAAAAUUAGGAUAUGAUUUAUAUAUUAUUGAUCAACAUGCAGCAGAUGAAAUUUAUAAUUAUGAAACAUUAUUAAAAAAAGAUAAAUUAAGUGUUCAAACAUUAAUUAGUCCAUUACAAGUAACAAUGAGUUGUGAUGAUGAAAUAUUUGUUCAAGAAAAUAUAGAACUUUUUACACAAUUUGGAUUUGAAGUAAUUUUUAGAGAAGAUAAAGAAGUAACACAAAGAGUAUUUCUUACUAAAGUUUAUCAUAGAGGAAAAAAUUUUUUUGGAAUAAAUGAAUUUAGUGAAUUAGUUCAACAAUUAAAAGGAUGUAGAAAUGAUAUGAAAGUUAUUGUUAAAAAAAAACAUAAAAUUUUUGCUACAGAAGCAUGUAGAAUGAGUAUUAUGAUUGGAGAUUCAUUAGGAAGAGAAGAAAUGAAAAAAAUAAUAAAAAGAUUAGUUGAAUUAAAUAAACCAUGGCAUUGUCCACAUGGAAGACAAACUAUUAGACAUCUUUGGGAUUUAAGAAGAUCAUUUAAUGAAAUUUCAAAAGAAACAAAAUAA